Messenger RNA from Clarias gariepinus (North African catfish), 2008 nucleotides. It is a transcript of the gene prpf38b, whose product is annotated as pre-mRNA processing factor 38B. Gene Ontology annotation, cellular component: precatalytic spliceosome. The transcript has 6 exons. The coding region runs from base 249 to 1670 and encodes 473 amino acids. The record is from RefSeq and is a predicted model, not a curated record. Lineage: Eukaryota; Metazoa; Chordata; Actinopteri; Siluriformes; Clariidae.
UUCCGUUUCCGCUUCGUCUCUGGUAACGUUAGCUAUCUUGUUUUGUGUUUAUCCAUCGUUGAUAAAAAAAUAUCGUUUAUUUUGGACAAAUACUGUUUUAAAUUUUAAACAAACUGCGUUUGAUAGCGUGUAAUACUUGUUUUUUACGACAUUGGAAGUAAAUCUAGUUUUAAUGCCACUAUAGUUAGUGCUAAAACUGGUUGUGUAAAGCAACUAGCUAAGCAGCUUUUUUGCCGCAUCCGGGCGCUAUGGCGGGGAAUCCGCAGCAGCAGGCCGUGAGCAAACCUCCUUCAGGAAAACACGGCAACGUUUUACCUCUGUGGGGCAAUGAGAAGACCAUGAACCUAAACCCUAUGAUUCUCACAAACGUGUUAUCAUCUCCGUAUUUUAAGGUUCAGUUGUAUGAGCUGAAGACAUACCAUGAGGUUGUGGACGAGAUCUAUUUCAAGGUAACCCAUGCGGAGCCGUGGGAAAAAGGCAGUAGGAAGACAGCAGGGCAGACUGGAAUGUGCGGAGGGGUACGAGGUGUAGGCACAGGCGGAAUAGUCUCCACAGCUUUUUGUCUGCUGUAUAAGCUGUUCACACUAAAGUUGACCCGAAAACAGGUGAUGGGUCUCAUUACACACACAGACUCCCCGUACAUCCGAGCACUUGGCUUCAUGUAUAUACGAUACACACAACCCCCUGCGGACCUGAUCGAGUGGUUUGAACCCUUCCUAGAUGAUGAGGAGGAGCUGGAUGUGAAGGCGGGUGGUGGGUGCGUGAUGACUGUUGGUGAGAUGCUGCGCUCCUUCCUUACAAAGCUUGAAUGGUUCUCCACACUAUUUCCACGUAUUCCAGUGCCUGUGCAGAAGGCCAUCGAUCAGCAGAUGAAAAACCGACCACGCAAACCACCACAGAAAGAAGGCAAGAAAGAGGAAGAGGAGGAGGAGGAGGAGGAGGAUGGAGACUGGCACCGCUCAAGGUCCCCUAGGAGAACACCGAGCCCUCGAAGGUCCCCAAACCGCUCGCGCAGCCGCAGUCGCCAAAAGGAAAGGCGUGGAGCAAGCUUCGACCGUGAACUAGAGCGAGAGAGGGACCGUCAGCGCAAAGAUAGAGACAGAGAAAGGGACAGAGUGGAGAGAGACAGGGUUACAGACAGGGACAGAGAUCGAGAGAGGGAUCGUCGGCAUUCCCGAACCCCAGAUCGAGCCUCAGAGCACAAAAGAAGCAGAGAAAAGAGGAGUGAGAGAAAGGAGAGAGAGAAAGAGCGUGAUGGAGAGAGUGAAAGAGACCGGAGCCGUUGGAAGGAGAGGGAGUACAAGGAGCGCACCAGUGGUGGUGAGCGAGAAAGGGAGCGCUCAAAAGAUAAAAGGGCAAAAGGAGAAGGAGAUGAACGGCGUCACAAGGAUGAUCGAGAGGAAAAGAGGCAUAGAGAGGAGCGUAAGAGCAAGCGUUCAAGCCAAAGCAGGAGUAGAGAGAGGAAGCACAAAAGUGAGCGCUCAAGUAGGAAGCAUUCCCGGUCACGCUCCAGGAGUCGUCAGGAACCAGAGGAGAAGAGCAGGAAGCACGAGUCCAGCCACAGCAAAGAGCAUGUGCACAAACACAGUCACAGCCGUGAACGCAGUUACCGCAGGGAUGACAGCAACGGGAAAGACCUUGCGAAAACGGACAUUGAAGCGACUCCAUGAGCUUACUUUCCUCACACUUAUGUUUUCUGUAUUGUCUUGGGACCUUGUCAUGCCACCACCACAUUUGUCUUACUAGGUCACUUGUUGUAGAUCACAUGCAACCUUUUCUCUUCCAUUACACGUUAUGCCAUUGUGGACAUAAAAGGAAAAUGCUUUUUAAAAUUCUUUUGUUUUGAGGAUACCUUCUCGAAUGUUUGUACAUAUAAUCCAAGAGAAUGUUUUAAAUCAUACAGAUAAACAUGUGCUGAGUGAAACUGGCAGCGCAACAACAGCAUAGACCUGCUGAAAAUGUGCUGUGUUGCAUCUUGUUUCUUAAUAAAAAUCUUGUAUGAAAAGAA